Messenger RNA from Pecten maximus, 2292 nucleotides. RefSeq names its product importin subunit alpha-9-like. Gene Ontology annotation, cellular component: cytoplasm. The transcript is spliced from 13 exons. Gene Ontology annotation, molecular function: protein binding; nuclear import signal receptor activity. Lineage: Eukaryota; Metazoa; Mollusca; Bivalvia; Pectinida; Pectinidae. The record is from RefSeq and is a predicted model, not a curated record. Bases 97 to 1512 code for a protein of 471 amino acids. Gene Ontology annotation, biological process: protein import into nucleus.
ACUACUCUCAUUGAAAAUCUCGGACAGAAAUAAACAUGGACGUAGGGUGAAACUUUCAAUGUUUGAAACUAGGUUUUUAUUUGUUUUUAAUUUAACAUGGAUCGAAAAGCACAAUACAAACACAAAGCUGAUGGUGUCCAGGCGAUCAGAGAUCGGACUAGAAACGAGGAUAUCGCAUUAAGAAAGGAGAAAAAGGAUAAAGUUCUCAGUGCAAAGAGGUUCCGUUUUAUAACAGAGGCUGAGGCUGGAGCUGAAGUCACACAAGACGAGGUGAGAAAUGCAACAGCUGGUCUCCAAAAACCUGGUCCUCAUAGAAUUGAAAACCUAAAGCUAUUGAAGCAAGCAUUCUCACAGGGGACCGUGUAUAUUGAUGUCUUCUUCAGUAUUGAUAACUCUCUGAGCUGGCUGGUGGGCCUGUACACAGGACAGGAUGUUGAACUACAACAGGAGGCGGCCUGGUGUAUCACUAACAUAUCUGCAGGGACACACCAACAUGCCAUUGCUAUCGCUAAAUAUGUAGCACCUUACCUUGUUACGUACCUGAGCAGUGUGAUACCUGUGAUUCAGGACCAGAGUGCGUGGGCACUAGGGAACUUGGCUGGAGACAGUAAGGAAAGUCGUACCCUGAUUCAGGCCCAGGGUGUUGUCCUCCCCCUUGUACAACUACUACAAUCACCUCAUCCAUCAGUUGUGCAGUCCGCUUCAUUUGCCUUAUCUAAUCUGGUGAAGGAAUCUCAGGACAUAGCAAGGGAGAUUGUUCAAGCCAAGGCAUUACCCUUACUUCAAACCCACCUGACCAACACACAGGAGAAUGAAGGCAUUUUAACGGAGGUCUCCUGGGUCCUUACUUACCUAGCUGCCAGUGCAGAAUUUGCAGAAGAGAUGGUCAAACUAGGCUUGCUCACACAGAUUGUUGAAAUCCUUGUUCAACUUGUGUCGACGAAUCCCCAUGUAUUUCAGAUUGUGACCCCCUUACUUCGUUGUCUGGGUAACAUAUGUAGUGGUCUAGACGAGUACACACAAAUGGCAUGUACAAACCCGUCACUCCUUCAGACUCUCACCGCCUAUCUGUCCUCCAGUCACCGACACAUCCGCAAGGAAACCCUCUGGGUCCUCUCCAAUAUGGCAGGAGAACCUCACACAUGUCAUACAUUGGCCUUUGGGCCACUCCUCCCAGUUAUCCUUGAUCAAGUCACUGGAGCCUACGACAUAAAGAUGGAGGCUUUGUAUCUGCUGUGUAACAUUGCUUGUCAUGGCGAGGAACUUUGUCUGCAGCUGUUGAAUAAAGGGAUUCUCCAGAAGGUGGUGCCAGUGUUGAAGUCACAUGAUGUGGAGAUUCUUAACUUAGGAUUAGCACUUAUUGAAAUGACGCUGCGAAUGACAGAAGGGGGAAAGAAGAUAUUAGAGGAGAGUGGAGGACUGGAGGGAUUAGAAGCCCUGGAGUAUCACAACAACACUAGGAUACGCGAACAAUCCUGCAACUUAUUGGAAACCUACUUCUACUCGGAGUGAUAUUACCGGAUAAACCUGACUAGGCCAGGAGUCUGGCUGUCAACUAUACCUAGUUCUACCAGGACAGAGCCAGUUGAAGCAUUCAGUGAAUUGUAGCAGAAUUACCAAAGAAAUAUAAAUGCUGUAGAGGCCAAGGAUAGCCAGAGACCUUUUUGUUUCUGUGGAAAACACAAUCUAUUUCAAAAUGGCUAUUUCAGGCAUAAAUCUUAACGGACAUGCAGGUAGAAUUGGGGCCGUGGUGGCCGAGUGGUUAAGGUGUCCCGACACUUUAUCACUAGCCCUCCACCUCUGGGUUGCGAGUUCGAAACCUAUGUGGGGCAGUUGCCAGGUACUGACUGUAGGCCGGUGGUUUUUCUCCGGGUACUCCGGCUUUCUUCCACCUCCAAAACCUCGCAUUCCUUAAAUGACCCUGGCUGUUGAUAGGACAUUUAACAAAAAAAACAAACAAACAAACAAGGUAGAAUUGAUAAAAAGUCUCCAUCAAGGCAUAUCUGAAAGUGACCUAUAAAAAUUUGGUAUUUGGUACAAAAAUGGCCAAGAAGUAACGAUAUUUCUGACACAUCAAAAGUAAUUGAAUACAAGAUUUGAUUAUAGACUACUUUGUCCUGAAUUUCCCUUUAAAGGGGAUUUAUAUGUGAUGGUGGUCAGUGAUAGGGCCUGGCUUUUCAUCAGUAAACAGAAGUGUUGCAGGUUGCCCAAUGAUGAUUAAAGUAUAAAGAAUGUGAACUUUGAUUAUGUUACAAAAAAAAGAGAAGAAAGCAGCAAAAAAAAAAAAAAAAA